UUGUUGUUGCUGUUGUUGAGCGUGGCCGAAGACUUCAUCAAAACAUUGAUCUGCCAGAUGCCCUGGUAGUUCCCUGAGCGGAACAACUUGCAGCUUUACGGUGAUAUUUUAAAAUUAAACAACGGCGACUCGCUUAGGUUUUCUGUCGUUCCGACGUUUCCUUUAUCCCGUCGGAACCAUGGCUGCUAAACCAGUUAAAGGUUGUGAAAGUUCAAGCGAUGAUGAAGCUGUCAGUGUACCUGUCAGCAGUAACGCUGCAGGAUCUUCAACUGCAGACAAGGACAAGACAGCCAUUGAAAUGAUAACACGUUACAUGGCAGAGAAGCUGGGGUUUAUUGACACAGAAGAAAAAUCUCAUGAAAAGGUUCUUGAUGAGCUUACACUGGAUGGAGUUGUUAAGCAUAUUAAAGAUGGUAAAAUUAAAAACAUUAUAACAAUGGCAGGAGCAGGAAUCUCAACUUCUGCUGGGAUUCCAGAUUUCCGCUCCCCUGAGUCUGGUCUCUACCAUAAUUUGGAAAAAUACAAUCUUCCUCACCCCCAAGCAGUUUUUGAAAUUGAUUUCUUUGAUGAAAAUCCUAAACCAUUUUUUCUUCUUGCAAAAGAACUUUAUCCAGGAUCUUUUAAACCAACUCCUUGUCACUAUUUUAUUCGCUUGUUACAUGAGAAAGGCAUGUUACUUCGACAUUAUACCCAGAACAUUGAUACACUGGAACGUGUUGCUGGUAUUCCAGGAGAAUCUUUGAUUGAAGCUCAUGGGACUUUUUACACAGCCCAUUGUCGAGAAUGCAAGGCAGAAUACAAGCUUGAAUGGGUGAAAGAACAUAUUUUUUCUGACAAGAUACCAAUAUGUGAGAAAUGUCCUGGUGUUGUGAAGCCUGACAUUGUGUUUUUUGGGGAAAACUUACCAGACCGAUUUUAUUCUUCUGUUGGAGAAGACUUUUCCCAAGCUGACUUACUCAUUGUUAUGGGAUCAUCAUUGGUUGUUCAACCGUUUGCUUCUUUAGUAGACAAAGUGCGGGACAACUGCCCUCGGCUUCUCAUCAACCGGGAGAAGGCAGGGGAAGGUGACAAGUUGAUGGCUCUGCUUGGAAUGGGAGGUGGAAUGGACUUCAGUGAGAAAAGCACAAGAGAUGUGGCGUGGAUUGGAGAUUGUGAUGAUGGAUGCCAACUGAUGGCCGACAAACUGGGAUGGGGUGAUGAGUUAAAGGAAUUAAUAAAAAAAGAGCAUUCAAGGAUUGACAGUGAGAAGAAACCUACCUUACACAAAAAAAAUGAAGAAAAUUAAUCCUGAUUAAAAUAAUUGAGCUGAGUGAAUAGGCUUUAUCAAAUUUAAUGUUCAUGGAAUUGUUUGUUCAAUUAAUUCUGCGAGCCUUGGUUUCUGUGAAACAAUUUUCCUAACCGAUCUUAAUCAAUAGAAUAGAGAAAUAGUGACAGCAGUGACAGUUUGAGAAGUUGUACUAUUGAAUUGUAUCUGUGAUUACACUGGUGAUUUAGUUCUACUAUUUAUUCAUUCAAUUAAAACACUGGAUUGAUUAAAACUCUUUAAUUAAAUGGCAA
Molecule: messenger RNA, 1557 nt
Organism: Frankliniella occidentalis (western flower thrips)
Lineage: Eukaryota; Metazoa; Arthropoda; Insecta; Thysanoptera; Thripidae
Gene: Sirt2
Product: NAD-dependent protein deacetylase sirtuin-2
Exons: 8
Coding region: 179-1285 (368 amino acids)
Molecular function (GO): histone deacetylase activity, NAD-dependent; NAD+ binding
Source: RefSeq, a predicted model, not a curated record